Messenger RNA from Prorocentrum cordatum, 901 nucleotides. Lineage: Eukaryota; Dinophyceae; Prorocentrales; Prorocentraceae. The record is from the annotation of a GenBank genome assembly.
CACGGAGUGGGAGAGCGUCUUCAUCACUGCGAUCUCGGGCAACCAGAUUACCCUCGGCGGUGGGCUCAGGUAUUCGUUUCCGAAGUACAGCAAUGUCCACAUUCAGUGCACCAUCACGGAUGGGAGCGACCUGAGCUUCAAGUACCGCAGCUCGCAGUGCGGCGGGGAGGUCAAGCAGUGCGGGUGUGGCGCCGUCGCGUGCUCUCACACGACGAAGUGCGACCUGACCGACCCGCUCCUGCCGGGCGGCACCUGCAGGGAGCUCGAGCGCUACCCGGAGCACCCGACGCCGGCGCCGACCGUCGGGGCGAAGGGCGACCCGCACCUGGUGAACCUGGCGGGCGAGCACUUCGACAUUAACCACGGGGGCAGGUUCAUGCUGCUUCGCCUGCCCCAGGCUGCCGACCAGGCCGCCGACGUAGAGGUCAACGCCGUCGUCACCCCGGAGUGGGGAAAGCCCUGCAUCACGUACAUCACGCAGGUGGAGCUCUCAGGCAAGUGGCUCGACGGCAAGAGGCUGCAGGUGCGCUGCUUCCUGCGCGAGCGCGAGGGGGCCGACGGCGCCGAGGGGGGCCAGGGCGGGCAGCUCCUCGGCAUCCGCACGCUCGACCGCGGCGACGAGGAGGAUCAGGUCCCGUGGAUCAACAUGACCGACUUCCCGGAGGAGAGCCACCUGUCCCACCCCGACUCCGAGGUGGAGGUCAGGCUGAUCAAGACCCAGUGGUUCCCGAAGAGCCCGAAGAAGGCGGCAGGAAACCCGGGCGUCGCUGGGCAGUUUCAGUUCAACCUGAGGGACAAGCGGAACUCGGAUGCCGCCAAGGUCGUCAUCCGCCAGGACUUGCCGGCCCAGGAGCACCUGAACAUGGCGGUGCGGCGCCUGAGCGUCCUGGGCCGUGCGGAC